GCUCCUACAGUGCCUGAGUCUGUGAGCAUCUGAGGUGAGCUGGAAGAUGGUACCCAAACACCAAGUGACCGUCCAUCUGAGGCAAAUCCAGCUCUUUGUUGUGUGUGUUGAGUGGUGUUUGGGGCUGUGUAAGUUUUGGAGAGGGGCUGGGGGGGCUCUGGUGGGCUCGGUGGGGAGAUUUCAGGUGCAGCGCUGAAGAUGUGUCCCUGGGCUUGGGGUUCGGGCAUUGCAGUCUGUGGAAUCACAUCAGCGCACCAUGAUCCGUGAUCUCCUGGCGCAGGUCCCAGGAAGCAGGGGGGUGCCGACUCGGUGCGUGUUGGAAUUCAGUGUUGGGUGUUUGCAGGGGAUCCCAAACCCCCUUUGCAUAGCGGGAAAUAGCCGGCUUGGAUAAAUCCCCUUCAGCAUCACAUGAUGUCUUUGCUGGGAUCUGUCUCGGAAGAGCAGCUUCCGUUUAGGAUGGAUCUUGCGUAUGACUCGCCUGGGAAAACCCCUUCAGAGAGAAAGGCUGUCCCACUGGCAGGGAGCGUUUGCCAUGGACAACGGUCACAUAAGCAGAUACCGCUUAAGCGUCACCACGAGCCCGCCUCGGUGGGAGAUCGGCAUCUAUGCCACCGGCGCCUUGGUGCUGCUGGGGGUAGCUGCCGUCAACCUCUGGAAGCUCUGGCGCUCUGGCAGCUACCCGGCACCUUCCCCCUUCCCCAACUACGACUACCGGUACCUGGAGCAAAAGUACGGGGCGGCAUAUUCGGACAUCAAACACAAGCAAGGGGUGGGCCCGGGCUCGCAGAGGGCGCUGGAUAAGACGUCGCCCACCCGCAAGAGCAGCCUGCGGGCAGACGACACCUACGAGAGCAUCAACGAGCUGGGGAGCCUGGAGCUGAUGAGCAAAGACCUGGGCUUGGCCCCCUAUGGCCCCCUGAAGAAAUCCAUCUCGGCUGACUCACUCAGCUCCAUCUCCUCCAUCGGGAACAACUUUGGGCAGGAUUUCACGGUGGGGCAGGUGGAGGUCUCCAUGCAGUACGAUGGGAAGGCGGCCACCUUGCACGUGACGCUGCUGCAGGGCAAGGACCUGCUGGAGAAGGAGGACGCUCGCUUCGAGUCCUGCUUCAUGCGCAUCAGCCUGCUCCCGGCUGAGCAGAUCGUCGGCAUCUCCCGGAUUCAGCGGAGCGCCUACGCUGUGGCCUUUGACGAGCGCUUCUCCAUCCCACUGGACCCAGCAGCGCUGGAGGAGAACAGUCUGCGUUUCUCCGUCUUCGGCAUCGAUGAGGAUGAGAGGAACGUCAGCACCGGCGUGGCUGAGCUCAAGCUCUCUGACCUGGACCUGGCCACGCGGCCCUUCAAUGCCUGGCUCUACCUGCAGGACAUGAACAAGGCAGUGGACACAGUGGGGGAGAUCCUGCUGUCCCUGAGCUACCUGCCCACGGCAGAGCGCUUGACAGUGGUGGUGGUCAAAGCCAAGAACCUCGUGUGGACCAGCGGCAAAGUGACUGCAGAUCCCUUCGUCAAGGUGUACCUGCUGCAGGACGGGAGGAAGAUCAGCAAGAAGAAGACGGCAGUGAAGAGAGAUGAUACCAACCCCGUAUUCAAUGAGGCCAUGAUUUUCUCGGUGCCGGCCAUCGUGCUCCAGGAGCUGUCCCUGCGGGUGACGGUGGCAGAGUGUGGCGAGGACGGCCGUGCCGACAACACGGGCCACGUCCUCAUCGGCCCGGCGGCCAGCGGGAUGGGCAUCACGCACUGGAACCAGAUGCUGGCCACGCUGAGGAAGCCCGUCUCCAUGUGGCACCCGCUCCGGCGGAACUAGGUGCUGGCGGGGGAGCCCGUCGUGCCCCCGGGAUCCUGCACCCCAACACCGGCUCUGCCCUGGGGACAGCGGGCAGAGGGGGGCUCUGCCUGGCCGGUGGCUCGGCCGGGGGCUGCCACAGUGGGGCAGGGGCUGAGCGGGACUUGGCAGAGCUAAAGGCAGAGGGGCCGGGGCGCCUUGCUGCUGAAACACCGAGGGGAUGGAGCGACUCCUUGGCUGUGUCUCUCCCCAUGGGGGUCGCCCUCACGUGCGCUGGGGGCCAAGAACAGACGUGCCGAGGAAGGAGCCCCCACUUCAGAUGGACCCAAACCACUGCCCGGCCGCCAGCCGGGCUCCCAAGCCUCCCAUGUGCUCCCCAGCGGCCCCCGAAUCGGUGGUGCCCUUGAACGUGGACCCCAAGGGCUGCCCGGGGGUGGGUGGAUUUCUUUGGAAGGUGGUUUUUGGUCAAAAGAGGAGGGAAAAUGGAGGGGGGGGUUGAUAAAGUGCCAGCAUGGCGUGGUUUCUUUUGGCACGUGUGGAUUUUCUGUUGGAUUUCAGAGGGAUUUGUGUGUGCUGCAGCAGGGCUGAAAUGUUUCCAGUGAGAAUGGAAAAAGGGAGAAGUAACAGCGGAAAAAGCAAUUGUUGUUCCACCUUUUCUUCAAGCAGAGGAGAUCUCUGCCCAUCUCUGCUGGCUGCAGAGGGGUGGCUGGACUUGACAAGUGGUUUUUCAACCACUUUGGUUUGAGGUC
Molecule: messenger RNA, 2529 nt
Organism: Falco peregrinus (peregrine falcon)
Lineage: Eukaryota; Metazoa; Chordata; Aves; Falconiformes; Falconidae
Gene: SYT12
Product: synaptotagmin 12
Exons: 8
Coding region: 470-1801 (443 amino acids)
Biological process (GO): regulation of dopamine secretion; calcium-ion regulated exocytosis; regulation of calcium ion-dependent exocytosis
Molecular function (GO): phosphatidylserine binding; clathrin binding; calcium ion binding
Source: RefSeq, a predicted model, not a curated record